Lodderomyces oxycetoniae is the source of this 894-nucleotide messenger RNA. RefSeq names its product PRE7. The coding region runs from base 1 to 894 and encodes 297 amino acids. The record is from RefSeq and is a predicted model, not a curated record. Lineage: Eukaryota; Fungi; Ascomycota; Pichiomycetes; Serinales; Debaryomycetaceae. Gene Ontology annotation, cellular component: proteasome core complex. The transcript is spliced from 2 exons.
AUGGGAUUUUGGAAUAGUUCUUCCUCACUGUCCAAAGAGACAAAUAUACCAGCUCAGUCAGAGCAGGCACCUUCUGCGCAAGCUCAAAGGAUAAAAGCAGAUAUUCAAAAUCAGAUUAGUCAGGAGCUUGCCGCUGCAAACGCUUCAGAAUUGGUGAGGACUAUAACGGAAAAUUGUUUUGCAAAAUGCAUAGAGGCUCCCAAAAGUUUUCUUGACGCUGAACAUAGGUUCAACCCAUAUUCAGACAAUGGUGGAACUGUUUUGGGAAUUGCCGGCGAAGACUUUGCCGUGUUGGCCGGAGAUACAAGGCAAGUAGAGGGAUACUCGAUACAAUCGCGAUAUGAGCCAAGAGUGCAUAAUGUUGGAGAUAAUAUAUUAAUGACAGCUAAUGGUUUUGCUGCUGAUGGAGUUGCAUUGGUCGACAAGUUCAGGCAGUCGUUUACGUGGUACAAGUUUGAUAAUGAAAACAGGAAAUUAGAAAUCAAGAGUGCUGCAAGGUAUAUCCAGCAUCUCUUGUAUGGUAAGAGAUUUUUCCCGUACUACGUGAGUACUUUGAUCGCAGGUCUUGACGAGGAAGGCAAAGGUGCGAUUUAUUCUUACGAUCCUGUUGGAAGCUAUGAAAGGGAGCAAUGUAGAGCAGGAGGCGCGGCAGCAAGUUUGAUUAUGCCCUUUUUAGACAAUCAAGUCAAUUUCAAAAACCAAUAUGUGCCCGAGAGUGAUGGCAAGGAAAAGAAGCCCUUGAAGUAUUUGUCAUUAGAGGAAGUAAUACACUUGGUUAGGGAUGCGUUUACUUCCGCUGGGGAAAGACACAUAUACGUAGGUGAUGCUCUUGAAAUCAUGGUUGUUACCAAGGACGGAGUCAGAACAGAGUAUUAUCCUUUGAAAAGAGACUGA